Gorilla gorilla gorilla (western lowland gorilla) is the source of this 4931-nucleotide messenger RNA. Its product is annotated as tubulin beta-3 chain. Gene Ontology annotation, biological process: microtubule-based process; G protein-coupled receptor signaling pathway. The record is from RefSeq and is a predicted model, not a curated record. Gene Ontology annotation, cellular component: membrane; microtubule. Gene Ontology annotation, molecular function: GTP binding; structural constituent of cytoskeleton; G protein-coupled receptor activity. Lineage: Eukaryota; Metazoa; Chordata; Mammalia; Primates; Hominidae.
CCCAGGCUGGAGUGCAGUGGUGUGAUCCCGGCUCACUGCAACCUCCGCCUCCUGGGUUCAAGCAAUUCUGCCUCAGCCUCCCAAGUAGCUGGGAUUAUAGGCGUGCACCACCAUGCCUGGCUAAUUUUUGUAUUUUUAGUAGAGAUGGAGUUUCACCAUAUUACCCAAGCUGGUCUUGAACUCCUGACCUCAUGAUCCGCCUGCCUCAGCCUCCCAAAGUGCUGGGAUUAUAGGGGUGAGCCACUGUGCCCGGCAAUAAUAAUUUUUUUUUUGUUUCGAGACAGAGUUUUGCUCUUGUUGCCCAGGCUGGAGUGCAAUGGUGCAAUCUCGGCUCAUGGCAACCUCCGCCUCUCAUGUUCAAGCUAUUAUCCUGACUCAGCUGGGAUUACAGGCACCCACCACCACACCUGGCUGAUGUUGGUAUUUUUAGUAGAGACGGGGUUUCUCCAUGUCGGCCAGGCUGGUCUCGAACUCCUGACCUCAGGUGAUCCACCCGCCUUUGGCUCCCAAAGUGCUGGGAUUACAGCCCUGAGCCACCGUGCCCGACAAUAAUAAAAAUUUUUAAAGCAAAACUAAAGAUUUAUAAAUUGUAAAAUGCAGAUGUAACAAGUGACUAUUUACUGUACCAGUAAAUAUGAAAAAUAUUGAUGUGCUCACACACAUGGAGGUGGCUUGUGAGUGGUGUGAGCAUUUCAUGGUCAGAGUUUGGCAGUUGGGCGAGAGACAGGAUGGAUUUUAACUCGAACAUCGCAGACACAAACAAAACCCUGAUGCGGUGCCUGCACCGUUGCCUCCUUUCCUGCAGCUGUAAAUGGGACGAGUAAUUCCAUCCCCCUCCCGCUUCCACCCUUCAGCACAGAUGCAGUCUUCAGCAAGAAAGUGCUGGGAACGCCCUGGAGUGAACCCAGGAAGAUGCCUGCAGUGGGUGCCAGGGCCCCUCCCCACCGUCCCUGCUGGGCUUCGGGGCCACGCCCGACUGCUGUGAACGGCCUGCGGAGCACCACGUGCGACGGCUGGAGGCAAGAGGUCUGCCUUUGAUGUGGCUGUUGGUGCAGGGCCUGUGGUGCCUUCCGCAGCGGAAAUGGCGCGCCGCCCGGGGAGGGCGGGAGUAGCGUCCCGGGUGCCCCUGUGAGGAUGAGCAACGAGAUGACUGGAGGGCCCCCGAAGACCUCACCAGGGUGCCCCCAGCCGGUCCGCUCCCAGGAAGCGACACCCCCGCAGCCCCAGGGCUGCAGCUGAGGGGGUCGCCACUCUGGCUGGGCGAGGCUGGGCCCUUGGGGGCAGGCGCCAGAGUGGCCUCAGGCUCUACGAGAUGCCUGAAAGCACCAACCCCUCCAGGGCUCACUAGCAUUGGACGCUUUCACGCUCUGCCCUGGCCGGAAGCCCCCUCACCCCCCGCGAUGUGCAACUCCUGCAGGGCUCGCUCAGUUUCCAGAACUUUAAUUAUUGGAAAGUUCUCCCUGGUCCAGCCCCCAAAUCUGCCGUGAACGUUGACAGCUGAGUUGCUGCUCCAUGCGUGCUUUGGCUGAGAGCAGAGGGGGCCCCUGUCCUCCCUGAGCUGCUGACGUGGGGAGGGGUGAAGGGUGGGGCCUCUGGAGAGGGCAGGUUCCGGGGAAACUCUGGACUCCUAGAGGGGCGGCCAGGUGGGGGCCCUGGUGACCAGGACAGACUGUGGUAUUUUUUAACGUAAAGGAGAUCCGCGGUGUGAGGGACUCCCUGGGUGCUGCGUGUCGCCUGGUGGCAGGCCGGGCCAUGGUGGGUGCUCACGCCCCCGGCAUGUGCCCGUCAUGUGGCCGCCCUCAGUGGGAGGGGCUCCGAGGACGACUUUUAAAAACGCAGAGAAAAGCUUCAUUCUUCCCAGGACCUCAGCGCAGCCCUGGCCCAGGAAGGCAGGAGACAGAGGCCAGGACGGUCCAGAGGUGUCGAAAUGUCCUGGGGACCUGAGCAGCAGCCACCAGGGAAGAGGCAGGGAGGGAGCUGAGGACCAGGCUUGGUUGUGAGAAUCCCUGAGCCCAGGGGGUUGAUGCCAGGAGGUGUCUGGACUGGCUGGGCCAUGCCUGGGCUGACCUGUCCAGCCAGGGAGAGGGUGUGAGGGCAGAUCUGGGGGUGCCCAGAUGGAAGGAAGCAGGCAUGGGGGACACCCAAGGCCCCCUGGCAGCACCAUGAACUAAGCAGGACACCUGGAGGGGCAGAACUGUGGGGACCUGGAGGCCUCCAACGACCCCUUCCUGCUUCCUGGACAGGACUAUGGCUGUGCAGGGAUCCCAGAGAAGACUCCUGGGCUCCCUCAACUCCACCCCCACAGCCAUCCCCCAGCUGGGGCUGGCUGCCAACCAGACAGGAGCCCGGUGCCUGGAGGUGUCCAUCCCUGACGGGCUCUUCCUCAGCCUGGGGCUGGUGAGCUUGGUGGAGAACGUGCUGGUGGUGGCCACCAUCGCCAAGAACCGGAACCUGCACUCACCCAUGUACUGCUUCAUCUGCUGCCUGGCCCUGUCAGACCUGCUGGUGAGUGGGAGCAACGUGCUAGACACGUUGCUCCUCCUGCUGGAGGCCGGUGCACUGGCGGCCCGGGCUGCGGUGCUGCAGCAGCUGGACAAUGUCAUUGACGUGAUCACUUGCAGCUCCAUGCUGUCCAGCCUCUGCUUCCUGGGCGCCAUCGCCGUGGACCGCUACAUCUCCAUCUUCUACGCACUGCGCUACCGCAGCAUCGUGACCCUGCCACGGGCGCGGCGAGCCGUCGCGGCCAUCUGGGUGGCCAGUGUCCUCUUCAGCACGCUUUUCAUCGCCUACUACGACCACACGGCCGUCCUGCUGUGCCUCGUGGUCUUCUUCCUGGCUAUGCUGGUGCUCAUGGCCGUGCUGUACGUCCACAUGCUGGCCCGGGCCUGCCAGCACGCCCAGGGCAUCGCCCGGCUCCACAAGAGGCAGCGCCCGGUCCACAAGGGCUUUGGCCUUAAAGGCCCUGUCACCCUCACCAUCCUGCUGGGCAUUUUCUUCCUCUGCUGGGGCCCCUUCUUCCUGCAUCUCACACUCAUCGUCCUCUGCCCCGAGCACCCCACGUGCGGCUGCAUCUUCAAGAACUUCAACCUCUUUCUCGCCCUCAUCAUCUGCAAUGCCAUCAUCGACCCCCUCAUCUACGCCUUCCACAGCCAGGAGCUCCGCAGGACGCUCAAGGAGGUGCUGACGUGCUCCUGCUCUCAGGACCUGGCCCUCGUUAGCUGGGAUGUGAAGUCUGUGGGUGGAAGAGUGUGCCAAGAGCUACUCCCACAGCAGCCCCAGGAGAAGGGGCUUUGUGACCAGAAAGCUUCAUCCACAGCCCUGCAGCGGCUCCUGCAAAAGGAGUUCUGGGAAGUCAUCAGUGAUGAGCAUGGCAUCGACCCCAGCGGCAACUACGUGGGCGACUCGGACUUGCAGCUGGAGCGGAUCAGCGUCUACUACAACGAGGCCUCUUCUCACAAGUACGUGCCUCGAGCCAUUCUGGUGGACCUGGAACCCGGAACCAUGGACAGUGUCCGCUCAGGGGCCUUUGGACAUCUCUUCAGGCCUGACAAUUUCAUCUUUGGUCAGAGCGGGGCCGGCAACAACUGGGCCAAGGGUCACUACACGGAGGGGGCGGAGCUGGUGGACUCGGUCCUGGAUGUCGUGCGGAAGGAGUGUGAAAACUGCGACUGCCUGCAGGGCUUCCAGCUCACCCACUCGCUGGGCGGCGGCACGGGCUCCGGCAUGGGCACGCUGCUCAUCAGCAAGGUGCGUGAGGAGUAUCCCGACCGCAUCAUGAACACCUUCAGCGUCGUGCCCUCGCCCAAGGUGUCAGACACGGUGGUGGAGCCCUACAACGCCACGCUGUCCAUCCACCAGCUGGUGGAGAACACGGAUGAGACCUACUGCAUCGACAACGAGGCACUCUACGACAUCUGCUUCCGCACCCUCAAGCUGGCCACGCCCACCUACGGGGACCUCAACCACCUGGUGUCGGCCACCAUGAGCGGAGUCACCACCUCCUUGCGCUUCCCGGGCCAGCUCAACGCCGACCUGCGCAAGCUGGCCGUCAACAUGGUGCCCUUCCCGCGCCUGCACUUCUUCAUGCCCGGCUUCGCCCCCCUCACAGCCCGGGGCAGCCAGCAGUACCGGGCGCUGACCGUGCCCGAGCUCACCCAGCAGAUGUUCGACGCCAAGAACAUGAUGGCCGCCUGCGACCCGCGCCACGGCCGCUACCUGACGGUGGCCACCGUGUUCCGGGGCCGCAUGUCCAUGAAGGAGGUGGACGAGCAGAUGCUGGCCAUCCAGAGCAAGAACAGCAGCUACUUCGUGGAGUGGAUCCCCAACAACGUGAAGGUGGCCGUGUGUGACAUCCCGCCCCGCGGCCUCAAGAUGUCCUCCACCUUCAUCGGGAACAGCACGGCCAUCCAGGAGCUGUUCAAGCGCAUCUCCGAGCAGUUCACGGCCAUGUUCCGGCGCAAGGCCUUCCUGCACUGGUACACGGGCGAGGGCAUGGACGAGAUGGAGUUCACCGAGGCCGAGAGCAACAUGAACGACCUGGUGUCCGAGUACCAGCAGUACCAGGACGCCACGGCCGAGGAGGAGGGCGAGAUGUACGAAGAUGACGAGGAGGAGUCGGAGGCCCAGGGCCCCAAGUGAAGCUGCUCACAGCUGGAGUGAGAGGCAGGUGGCGGCCGGGGCCGAGGCCAGCAGUGUCUAAGCCCCCGGAGCCAUCUCGCUGCCGACACCCUGCUUUCCCCUCGCCCUAGGGCUCCCUUGCCGCCCUCCUGCAGUAUUUAUGGCCUCGUCCUCCCCACCUAGGCCACGUGUGAGCUGCUCCUGUCUCUGUCUUAUUGCAGCUCCAGGCCUGACGUUUUACGGUUUUGUUUUUUACUGGUUUGUGUUUAUAUUUUCGGGGGUACUUAAUAAAUCUAUUGCUGUCAGAUACCCUU